GAAUUAGAAUUACCAGAUGAACAUAAUAAAGAUCCUAAUGAUGGUGAAAAUGUAUUAGAUAUAGAGACUGAUAUAAUAGGCGAAAAUGAUGAUGAAAGUGAUUCUGAUGAUAAUGUUGAAGAAUCACAAAUUCAAGAUCAAUUAGAUCAAUGUAUUGAUCAUCCAGUAGAAAAUAGUAAUGCAAAAUGGGAUUUAAAAAUUAUGUUUAAAGAUAAUUUACAUUGUCCUUUUUAA
Molecule: messenger RNA, 234 nt
Organism: Funneliformis mosseae
Lineage: Eukaryota; Fungi; Glomeromycota; Glomeromycetes; Glomerales; Glomeraceae
Source: the annotation of a GenBank genome assembly